GCUGAAACUUCUGAUGAAGAAGAAAAUUGGUCAAAUGUAAUUGAGAACUGGGUUGGAAUGUUAGACAGUGAAAAUCGGUUAGAGAAUGGUGAAAUUGUAGAUGAUGAACUACCUGAAUUUGAAUUUGGUGGGCGCACUACUCACCCAGCAGAUGAUUCAUUGGCAAAAUAG
Racocetra fulgida is the source of this 171-nucleotide messenger RNA. The record is from the annotation of a GenBank genome assembly. NCBI's taxonomy places the organism in Eukaryota, Fungi, Glomeromycota, Glomeromycetes, Diversisporales, Gigasporaceae.